Paraglomus brasilianum is the source of this 419-nucleotide messenger RNA. NCBI's taxonomy places the organism in Eukaryota, Fungi, Glomeromycota, Glomeromycetes, Paraglomerales, Paraglomeraceae. The record is from the annotation of a GenBank genome assembly.
AUGACCAACAACCCAAGAAUAAAUACUCUCACCUUCCUUUCUACUAUUACGACUUCGAGCAACGAGCCUCUAUAUACCGUCAGCAGCAGUAGAAGAAGAUACAAAGUCGGCGUUAGGCACGUCCAAACACGAUAUACGCACUACUACGACUUAUCUACAAUGGAAAUUUAUUAUUUCAAUACUCCCUUCUACUAUUACGACUUUGAACAACAAGCGUAUAUGGUGUAUUAUAUACCGUCAGGCCAGGGCGUCGAAGCAACAACAGCAGUAGAAGACAUAAAGUCGAGUUCAAACAACGAUUUUGCGCACAUAUGUAUAAGAUAUUCAAAGUCUACCUUCUACUAUUACGACUUUGAACAACAAGCUUAUAUACCGUCAGGCCAGGGCGUCGAAGCAACAACAGCAGUAGAAGAUAUAAA